Aspergillus glaucus CBS 516.65 is the source of this 1122-nucleotide messenger RNA. RefSeq lists its product as uncharacterized. The transcript has 5 exons. Gene Ontology annotation, biological process: protein phosphorylation. NCBI's taxonomy places the organism in Eukaryota, Fungi, Ascomycota, Eurotiomycetes, Eurotiales, Aspergillaceae. The record is from RefSeq and is a predicted model, not a curated record. Gene Ontology annotation, molecular function: ATP binding; protein kinase activity. The coding region runs from base 1 to 1122 and encodes 373 amino acids.
AUGCCAUAUUUCAAAUCGUUCCCACUUCCUCGAUCCCCAUACUUUUGCGAUUUUCCCGACGCUGAGCCUAUCUGGCAUUAUGAAGACGGUGGUUUUCAUCCCAUUGCCUUAGGAGACAAAUUGAAAGAUGGGAGAUACAAAGUGCUGCAUAAAAUGGGAUGGGGAGGCCACUCUACGGGUUGGACUGCAAGAGAUCAACGAAAUGGGAUAAAUGUUGCCGUCAAGGUCUGUGGUUCAACCAGGGGAAUCAAUGUGGUCAAUAGAGAAAUGCCAAUGAUGAAGCAACUUGCGGGCAUUUAUCCCGGCCCCUCGAACUUGAUGUGCAUGUUCGAUGCAUUCGACAUAGAAGGCCCAAAUGGGCGUCAUGAAUGCCUGGUGUUGGAGCUUUUAGGGCCAAGUGUCGUAGACACGGCUGAAAGGCUCUCCGGAAAGGUCGCUAAGUCAAUUGCAAAGCAAGCUUUGUCUGGGCUUGACGCUCUGCACCGGCAGGGGAUUGGGCAUGGAGACCUCUACAUGUACAACUUAGUCUUCACUCUCCCUGACGUGGACCGUUUGUCCGAGAGGAGACUACUCGACGUACUAGGUGAACCAAAAAUCAGCAAAGUCAGAAGAGAUGACGGGGGAUCACUGGAACCUGGAAUACCGGAGUACAUUGUGGAGCCAGUUUCUUUUCGAAAACACGCUUCAUUAUUGUCGCAACCCAUUAAGAUCGUUGACUUCGGACAAUCGUUCUUGCCUAAUGCACCUCCUCAGACGCUUCAUAUACCCAUAGUUUAUCGGGCACCUGAAAUUGUAUUCAAGGAUCGUUUGGACUAUCGCGUGGACUUACGGAGCAGGGUGUGUACGCUAUCCGAGCUAUUUACUGGUUACCCACCUUUUGAAAGUGUUAUGAUGACACCAGAAGAUCUCGUUGAUGAAAUGUUAGAAACGACAACCGAUGCACUACCUGAUAGAUGGAAGGAGGCCAGGAAUGCAAUACAAAAUGGCCGUACUGAAGCAUAUAGCGGGUACUCUUUGCAAGGCUGGUUGGAAGAGAUUUACUUCGAUUACAGGCUGAAGCAGGACUUGACAAGGGAAGAUAGUCACAUUGGGAGAGAUUGUCGGCAGAAUGCUACGGUUUGA